Budorcas taxicolor (takin) is the source of this 666-nucleotide messenger RNA. Its product is annotated as protein SSX1-like. Gene Ontology annotation, cellular component: nucleus. The coding region runs from base 1 to 666 and encodes 221 amino acids. The record is from RefSeq and is a predicted model, not a curated record. The transcript has 6 exons. Gene Ontology annotation, biological process: regulation of DNA-templated transcription. Lineage: Eukaryota; Metazoa; Chordata; Mammalia; Artiodactyla; Bovidae.
AUGAACAGUGGCAGCUUCUCCGAAACCCCCAGGGAAGAUAGGAAGAAAUUAGAGAAGAAAUCCAAAAGUUUCAAGAAUAUUUCCAAAUACUUCUCUAAGAAAGAGUGGGCACGUCUGGGAUACUCGGAGAAAAUCACCUAUGUGAAUCUGAAGAGAAACUAUGAAACCAUGACUAGACUAGGUCUCAAGUGUACCCCACCAGCUUUCAUGUGUCCUAAAAAUGGAGCCACAGAAUCCAAGCGUUGUGAUUCUAAAAUUAAGAACCCCAGGAAAAAGGAUGAACCUGCUGAAGGGACUUCCAACAUGCAAGGGAGAAAACGCCAGAAGGUGAUGUCCAAGAAGCCUGUAAAGGGAAAAAAACGUUCGAAGAUAGUACCAGGAACAUCAGGCCCAGAGCAGGCUCAGAGACAGCUGCGCUCCCAGACAAAAGCAAGUAUCUCUGCUCAGCAGAGCAAGAAAACAUCAGGUAAGAGAAACAACUUUUCUUACUUGUUUGGGAACAAGUCCUCUGUCUUCCCUGGCCAUGUUCAAGUGAAUGGGUUAGUCAUGGGAGAUGGAUCCUGGACAGGAUCCAAGAAAAAGACGGUUAAUGUUUGGGCCAACAGACUGCGAAAAAGGAAACCGGUGGCCUAUGAAGAGAUCAGUGAUCCCGAGGAAGAGGACUAA